AUGAAGCCAAGAUUAAAUUUCAAAGGAGUAAAGAAUGAAAUAGAAUACUUUAAAAAGAAUAAUAUUAAUAGGAAUAUUAAGUUAGAUCUAAAUAGCUUUUUAAGUAUCUAUAAUAAAUCAACAACAUUAGAGAAUGAAUUGAAUAAAACCAAAAACGAGCAAACUAAACAACAAACGAAAGAGUUAAAACUUGUAAUAAAAGAAUUAGAAAAGAAUCUUAAGUUCGCGAAAGAUGAGUUAUUCGAUUUGACAUCUCAGAUACCAAACAAGUCACAUCCGAAGUCACCAAUAAAUAAUGAACCAAACGAGAUUCUUAGUGGAGGUCCAACAGCUACACCGUCAACACCACUAAGGGAUCAUUUGAAUAUCGCUAACAGAUUAAAUGCUAUCGAGAACGCUUCAGACAUUUCUGGAAAUGGUUUUACGAUACUGAAAGACGAGCUGGCAGUUCUAGAGCAUGCCUUAAUUCAAUUCAGUUUGAACAUCGCGGUGGAGAAUGGCUAUAAACUUAUCACUAUUCCAGAUAUUGUCAAGCUUGAUAUAGCAAACAGAUGUGGCUUUUUACCAAGAGAUAAUUCAUCUAAUCAGACAUAUUCAAUAACUAAUAGCUCAGAUAACCCUCUAUGCCUAGCUGGUACUGCUGAGAUUCCGUUAGCUGGUUUGCAUUACAACCAACUACUCAAUCAGAGUUCUUUACCUCUCAAAUACGUUGCUUGUGGUCAUGCCUUUAGAGCGGAGGCAGGUGCACGCGGUAGAGACACAAGAGGUCUUUAUAGAUUACACCAAUUCACGAAAGUGGAAUUAUUCUCACUUACAGAUGAGAAAUCAAGUGAUAGCAUGCUCGAGGAGAUAAUAAAUGUACAAAAGCAAGUCGUUGAAGCUUUAAACUUACCCUACAGAAUUCUUGAUAUGCCUACCCAGGAAUUAGGAGCGAGUGCUUAUCGGAAAUACGACAUAGAAGCGUGGAUGCCUGGCAGAGGCGAGUGGGGUGAAAUAUCCUCUGCAUCAAAUUGCAUUGACUAUCAAUCAAGAAGACUACUUAUCAGAUAUAAAGACACACAAAGUGGUGGAAAUAUCUUCGCACAUACACUGAAUGGUACUGCUGCUGCCAUACCUCGUUUGAUAUUAGCAUUAAUAGAGAAUGGCGCGGAGAGCGACGAGGAUGCUAACAUACGCUUGGCGUUACCAAAAGCCCUUCAAAAAUACUGGAUUGGCAAAGAAGAUCGCAUACGUUGGCAAUAACGAGAGCAGUACAUAGAAAUGAAUGUCCAUAGUUAGAUUCUUAGAUACAUAUUAAUUAAAAGAGAUUUCAAAGAUAGGAAUCACAAAUUACAAAAAAUAUUAAGAAGGUACUAUUAUCUAGCUUUAGAUAAGGAGGGCACCGACGAGUGAAGCAGCAGCAACCAUUGAGCCAGCAACUGCGUGUGAGACGGCACCAGAGUCAUCGUCUUGUGCGCUGCUGUCAGCAUUGUUUGAUGAAGAGUUGCUGCCAGAGGUUGGUGAUGACUUAGCUGAUGAAGAGGAUGAAGAUGAUGAGGUAGAGGAUGAUGAUGAUGAUGAUGAUCAUCACUGUCAUCCUUAUCAUCGCUGCUGUCCUUGUCGUCGGUGUUUGCAGGUCCACUUUCUGCGGCCUUACCGAGACAGUCAUCGUCGUCUGAGUCUCUGAUGGUGAGCUCAGAGCUGUAGUUGACAUCACCAGAUUCGUCGUUGACGGCCAAUGAAAUCUUUUGACCACCUGGUACGUUUACCUUCCAGUUGUAGGUACCAGUUGAGCCACUUUGCUUAGGGAAGGCUUCGAGUGGUUCACUGUUGGUUAUUAGACGUUAUUUGGUGUAUUGUUAAUAACACUCACGCUGCAACUUCACCAGCUGGAAUGACAGUGAUGUAGAUAUCACCUUCACCUUCGGUCCACUUGAUCUAUUGACGCGUCGUUAGAAAGAAACACACGCGUAAAGUGCUCACUUACAGCAAUGUUACGACAUUGAGUGAUUUGUGGUGGUGAAGUGAUCUUUGCUGCCAAUGCGGAACUAUGUUUGUUAGCUUUGUCAUCCACUGACAGCUGUCACUUAUAUACUCACGCGAGGAGUGCUGAGGUUGCUGCGAUGUACUUCAUUUUACGACUGAUGCUAAAGA
Messenger RNA from Wallemia mellicola CBS 633.66, 2133 nucleotides. Its product is annotated as seryl-tRNA synthetase. The transcript is spliced from 3 exons. Gene Ontology annotation, molecular function: ATP binding; serine-tRNA ligase activity; tRNA binding. Gene Ontology annotation, biological process: mitochondrial seryl-tRNA aminoacylation. NCBI's taxonomy places the organism in Eukaryota, Fungi, Basidiomycota, Wallemiomycetes, Wallemiales, Wallemiaceae. The record is from RefSeq and is a predicted model, not a curated record. Gene Ontology annotation, cellular component: mitochondrion. The coding region runs from base 1 to 1242 and encodes 413 amino acids.